AUGCAGCAACCGGAAAAGGCCAUCGACGAACACGUCGAGCUCGCCAGAGAGGAACUAGAGAUCUACGGAGAUCUGGAAGUCCCUUCCUUCUUUAGGGAACAAUCGUGGGAUUUGUCUCGACUGACAGCAUCCGCUCAGGCGGCUAUCAACCAUGAACAUUCUUUGACCUUCCGACAGGCAGUUAGACAGUACCCCUGGGCCAUCUUCUUCUCCGUUGGCAUAUCGACAACACUAGUCAUGGAGGGCUACGACACAGGUCUCAUCAACUCUUUCUUUGGCUUGCCUCAAUUCCGCCAAAAAUUCGGCAAGCAAUUGCCCGACGGGGAUUACCAACUUUCGGCGGCCUGGCAAUCGGCCAUCUCUUCCAUGGCCAGUGUGGGAGGCAUCUUCGGCCUCUUGUUUGCUGGUCAGGUUGUUGACAGGAUUGGGUACCGAUGGACUAUGUUCAUUGGUCUCUUCUGGCUGUCUGCGUCCAUCUUUCUAACCUUUUUCGCCCAGAACGUCGGCAUGUUGUUCGCCGGAAACAUGCUCUGCGGCGUUCCCUGGGGUAUGUUCCAGUCCGUGGCAAGUUCCUACGCUACCGACGUCGCUCCUCUAACGCUCCGACCGCUCAUGACAAGUUACAUCUCCCUCUGCUGGGCUAUGGGUCAAUUCAUCUCGACCGGUGUCCUCCGAAGUCUCCUGUCUCGACAGGACCAGUGGGCAUACAAGCUGCCAUUCGCAAUCCAGUGGAUAUGGCCGAUUCCUCUCGGUCUGAUUACCUUCUUUGCUCCAGAAAGUCCUUGGUGGCUUGUUCGAAAAGGUCGGAUGGAAACUGCGCGGAAGGCACUCCGUCGACUGGGUUCGAACACCGUGACUGACUCCCACCUCGACAACGGUGUCGCAUUGAUGUACUUGACAAAUGAGCACGAGAAAGAGAUCGAGAGAGGGACAACUUAUUUGGAGCUCUUCAAAGGCGUCAACCUGCGUCGCACAGAAGUCGCGGUGGGAGCUUGGAUCUGCCAAGUCACCUGCGGUAACUGGUUCGGCGGAAACGUCACCUACUUUAUGGAACAAGCUGGAGCUACAGCCUACACAGCUUUUGCAUUUGGCCUCGGUAUGAACGCCGUCUCUUGUAUCGGGACUAUUGCCUCAUGGUUUUUGACACCGCGUGUUGGCAGACGACCAAUGUAUCUGUGGGGUCUAGUGGGGAUGUUAAUGACCUUGUUGGCAGUAGGGUUCAUGGGUAUUCCUUCACAUCCCACAGCAGGCAUCCAGUGGGCAUCUGGAGGAGUACUGAUCGUCAACAUGCUGCUCUACUUCCUCACCGUCGGACCGGUCUGCUUCACUAUUGUGCCAGAAGUCCCGACCGUGCGACUACGCAAUAAGACCGUCGCGGUGGCCCGCGCUGCGUAUAACAUUGUGGGUAUCGGAGCGAGCUUUCUGAACCCGGCCAUCUUGAACCCCGGAGCCUGGGACUUGAAGCAAAAAGGUGGCUUCGUGUGGAGUGCUUUCGCCAUAAUCUCCGUUGUCUGGGUUUUCUUCAGACUCCCCGAGACCAAAGGGAGGACACCGAUUGAAUUGGACGCUCUCUUCGAGCGGAAGGUCAAGACCCGCGACUUCAAGACUGCAAAUGUCGACACGAUGAUCGUUGCUGAAGUCCCUGUUGCUCGAGCGCAUGAUGCCAUCACUCAUGACAAGGCCUAGAGGGGGAAAAUGGCAAGGUGAAAAUAGGUAUGAGCUUACUCGGAUUCAGAUAGCAUGCUCGAUCGAUGGUGUCAGAGACAGGGGCUCUCGUACGGACGAAUAGGUGAUAGAGCCUAGCAUCUGCUUGAUGACUCUGCAACCGCGAUCCCAACGGUGCUUCUAAGCGCUGAAGGUUACUUGGACAUGCCUCGUCGUCGCUAUCUCGCUGCCGU
Messenger RNA from Exophiala xenobiotica, 1898 nucleotides. RefSeq lists its product as uncharacterized. Gene Ontology annotation, biological process: carbohydrate transport; transmembrane transport. Gene Ontology annotation, molecular function: carbohydrate:proton symporter activity. The transcript has a single exon. Gene Ontology annotation, cellular component: membrane. NCBI's taxonomy places the organism in Eukaryota, Fungi, Ascomycota, Eurotiomycetes, Chaetothyriales, Herpotrichiellaceae. The coding region runs from base 1 to 1686 and encodes 561 amino acids. The record is from RefSeq and is a predicted model, not a curated record.